CGGGGAGCGGAAGGAAGCGCGGGGCGCUUUACGGCAGCGCGAGGGCAGCCUCGUCCUUUCGCGUGGUGGAGGAAGAGAGGCGGCGGCAGCCAUGAAGCGACCCAAGCUGAAGAAAGCUAGUAAGCGCAUGUCCUGCCACAAACGUUAUAAGAUACAGAAAAAGGUACGGGAACACCACAGAAAGCUCAGAAAGGAAGCCAAGAAACGUGGACACAAAAAGCCUAAAAGAGAUCUAGGAAUUCCCAACUCUGCGCCUUUUAAGGAGGAGGUUCUUCGGGAAGCAGAACAGAGGAAACAAAGGCUUGAAGAACUGAAACAAAAGCAAAAACUUGAUCGACAAAAGGAGCUCGAAAAGAAAAGAAACAAAAAGAAUAAGGAUGCUAAUGAAGCAAAACCUCAUGAAAAGAAAUCAGCAAAUAAACAGGAACCAAAGUCAAAGCAGAAUGUACAGAAAAAUUCAAAGAAAUCCUUUUGUCAGGAGCUUAGAAAGGUGAUUGAGGCUUCUGAUGUAGUACUGGAAGUCUUAGAUGCAAGAGACCCUCUUGGUUGUAGAUGUCCACAAGUCGAGCAGCUUGUUAAUCAUUCAGAGGGUGGGAAAAAAUUACUGCUGAUUUUAAAUAAAAUUGAUCUGAUACCAAAAGAGAACCUGGAGAAGUGGUUGAAUUAUUUAAAUAACGAAUUUCCGACUGUAGCUUUUAAAUCUUCAAUGCAACUGAAAGACAAAACUGUGCAAGAGAAAAAAAACACUAAACGACGUAGUGCUUAUAUUGAAUUAUCCAGAGCAAGCUUGUGCUUUGGGAGUGAGUGCCUCCUAAAACUCCUUCAAGAGCAUAGUUUGACUAAAGAUAAAGCUCUACAGGUUGGUGUAGUAGGUUUUCCUAAUGUGGGGAAAAGCAGUAUAAUCAAUAGUCUGAAGGAGGUGCGUGCCUGCAAUGUGGGACCAGUAAGAGGCCUUACCAGGUGUAUUCAAACAGUUCACAUUGACAAACACAUCAAGAUGUUAGAUAGUCCAUGUGUUGUUGCAGCGCCUUCCAGCUCAGCUCUUGCUCUGGCACUGAGAAGUCCUACAGAUUUUGAAGCUGAAAAUGCAACUGAAUCAGUCGAUGCUAUUCUGAAGCAUUGCAGCAAACAGCAGAUAAUGCUGCACUAUAACAUCCCAGACUACAGAACUUCCUUAGAGUUUUUAACACUACUUGCUCAGAAAAGAGGAAUGCUGAAAAAAGGAGGCCUUCCUGACACAGAGGGUGCAGCUAAAUUAUUUCUCUAUGACUGGACAGGUGCCAGAAUUAGUUACUACUCACGACCCCCUGCGACAUGGAACCUGUCGUCACACCUUUCCAAUGAAAUUGUAGCAGCAGCAAAAGCGGAUUUUAAUUUUCAGGAAUUAGAAGAAGAUAACAAAAGUACAAUGAAAGCCCUCAAAUACCCCAAUCAGCCAAGCAGCAUUGUCUUCCAGUCUCCUGGUUUCACGGAUGGUGUAAUAGAAGAUAAGGAACUACCAGAGGAAGUAGUGGAAAAAGAGGACAUGGAAACAAGUGAAGAUGAGGAGGACUUAACUGAAGAUGAAGAUGAUGAAAUAGAAAGUGACAUUGAAGAUGUAGAAGAGGAGAACAGCAAAAUAUUGAGCAAUAAAAUAGAAUCUAAAGAGCCAAAGAAUGCAAACUCCGGGGUGAUACCUACAGGCAAACAACAUGACCUAGACAAGCCUAGAGACCUGGAUGAUGCAUAUGACUUCAAUACAGAUUAUAUGUGAAGAGGAUGUUAAAAGGAUUUGAGUGCUUUUUAGCUUUCUGGAACUUAACACCAAGACUUUUUGGAGCCAUCACAUUCCAACAGUGUUUUCUGUAUUUGCUGAAGAGCAGAUCCAUGUAAAUAUUGUAUAUAGUGCUAAAUAAUUCAGUAGAGCUGGUUGAAUUACAUUACAUUUCAACGUUGUGAAUUGCAUUCAGUAAAUUAAGUUUUAUCUCUGGCUUC
Molecule: messenger RNA, 1974 nt
Organism: Pogona vitticeps (central bearded dragon)
Lineage: Eukaryota; Metazoa; Chordata; Lepidosauria; Squamata; Agamidae
Gene: GNL3
Product: G protein nucleolar 3
Cellular component (GO): nucleolus
Molecular function (GO): GTP binding
Source: RefSeq, a predicted model, not a curated record